Erythranthe guttata (spotted monkey flower) is the source of this 1526-nucleotide messenger RNA. The record is from RefSeq and is a predicted model, not a curated record. NCBI's taxonomy places the organism in Eukaryota, Viridiplantae, Streptophyta, Magnoliopsida, Lamiales, Phrymaceae.
AUGGAUGAAUGUUAUCUAAUGGGAUUGUGGUGUGGGUUGAUUAUGUUUAAAUUUCUGGAGGAAUAUUACCAGUUUUGGUCAACGGGGCCAACCCCCGUUCAAACAUCAACACAUGUGGUACUUCCAGCGAACGACGACAACGUCGAAACAAGGGAAUUCGAAGCUGGCGACUACAAAUGGAGACUCGUAAUCUAUCCUGGUGGUAAAGAAAAAGGAGACUAUAUUUCUGUAUAUCUGUCUGUAGUUGACACCAAUUCAUUACCUCUAGAUUGGGAGUUUAAUGCCACUUGCACCGUCUUUUUGUAUGAUCAUAUCUUGGAUAAAUAUCUUUGCUUUCGAGUAAAUGAACGCAACUUUAACAAAACCACGACUGAAUGGGGGUUUCCCAAAUUUAUCCCUAAAAAAGUGUUGAUUGAUCAAUCGAGUAGAUACAUUGCCGAUGACAGCAUUGUACUUGGAGCUGAAAUUCUUGUCAUCAAAAGACACCGAGUCAUUGAGACUGUGACUCUCCUCAAAACAACAGAAGUUCCACAAAAAUAUGAGUGGAAGAUUCAAGAAUUUUCUAAAUUAGAAGAAGAUCGUGUUCGGAUUUCUGAAGAAUUUACCAUCAGAGAUGUCAAUUGGAGAAUGAAGCUAUAUCUCAAUGGAGAUUCCAGUGAAUUGUCCAUGGAUGUGGUGUGUGCGAGUGCCGAUACCUUUGAUGCUCAUCAAAAAGUGAAAGCGGAGUUUUAUUUGCGUCUAAAAGGCAGGCUUGGUGUUGUUCGAAGCUCUGGAAAACUUUCUCAUUGGUUUACAUCUCUGGAUAAAUGUUGUGGACAGAAGGCAUUCAUAAGUUUUUCUACCAUGCGUGAUCCCGAAAAUGGUUUGCUUGUUGAUGAUUGUUGUACUCUACAAGUAGAAAUUCUCGUGCAACUUGUUGUGUAGAGUAAUCUGUUUCGGAGUUAAGUCUCUCUUUUAUAUUGCAUUUCUCAAAAAUUCUUGCUUGAAUAAUUUAUGUGUUUUUACAUGCAAUAUUAUGUGUUAUAUUGGAAGAUCCUAGGCGAAACUCAAAAAGUGGCCCUAUUAGUUAUUACAGCUAUGGACAAGUUUAUUUCUUGUGGUUGAUUAUAUUCUUUAAUUAUCUAAUAUUAUUUCUACAUUUGCUGUGGUAAUUCCACAAGAUUUAGGAAUGCUAAAAUUAAAGAUAAAGAAAAUUGUGUUCAAAUUACAGUUAUAUUGUAUGUUGUAAUAUUACACCAUCUUUUCCCAAUGCCGAGUGUUUGUUUUGUUAGAAAACCGUAAGCAUUAACAUUUUUUUUUUUAUAAAUUUAAAGUUAUUUUAACAUACUUCAUAAGUGUAGAUAUAAUUUACCCUAUUAAAAAAAAUGCUAGAGGGUAUUUUCACUAAUUGUCCGAUAAACAUAUCAUAAUUUGUAGUGUUUAAGGAAUAAAAUCUUCAUUUUCCUUUUUAAUCUCUACCUAAGUUUGCGACUAAUUUUAUUGAUCACAAUCAUUUAGUUGCAAGCUUCAACAUUUUUUACAAGGUU